UCAGACAAGGAAGAUUGCUUUGCAUUUGAAGUGAUCGGGAGAAACCUCAAAAAAUGUUUCACACCAGUACGCAAAGAAAGCAUUGGACUUUUUCAAGUGAAGAAGAGCUACGAAAUAUUCGUCAGGAGGUAAACGGCGUUUACUGUGAGAGUUUUCGCGAAAACUUCCCAGCGAAGAAAGAUGUUGACUUUUUGACUGUUGAGGAAGGAAUGAAGUUGGUCGAAUACUACCAAAGUGUUUUGAUUGAAGUUAGCGAAAAGUUUCAACCUCCUGUGCCAAGUGCUGUGACAGCAACAGCUGUGGCUUACUUAAAACGUUUUUAUUUAAAAACAUCAGUCAUGGAUCACCCUCCGAAAGAGAUGUUCUUGGUCUGUUUGUACAUGGCUUGCAAAGUUGAGGAGCAUAAUUUGUCUGUGGAUAGAUUUGUAGAAAUCCUUCCAGUAGAUCGGAGGGCAAAGACCAUAGACUUUAUUCUUGCUCAUGAAUUACUACUAGUGCAACGUCUUGACUUCCAUUUAACAGUUCACAAUCCGUAUAGACCACUUGAAGGCUUUAUCAUCGAUUUUAAAACUAGGUGUCCAAGGUCAGGUGAUCCUGAGAAAUGGCGUCCGUUAGUAGCAGAAUUUCUCAGAAAAGCUCUGUUGACCGAUGUUUCCUUACUUUACCCGCCAUCACAAAUUGCUUUAGCGGCUCUUUUUAGUGUAUCCCGUGAGUACAUAAGCGCUUACAUAAGUGCAAAUCUGGGUGAGCAACACAAACUUCUUCUUCGCCAGAUUGAGAACGUAGUAAGUCUGGUUACUGUUCAGAAAUGUACAGUCAGUAAAGAAGAGGUCAAAAGUUUAGAACAGAAGCUGAAAUCCUGUAGAAAUCCUGAGAACAACCCUGAUAACAAACUGUUUAAGAAAAAGAAAGCAGAAAGGGAGAAAGCGAUGGAUAUUGAUGACUAGUGGCUCUGACAAGAAAUCAGAAGAGACUAGUUAAAAAGAUUGCCUUGGAAAGGAACAAAGUUAUAACUACUGUGUUGAGUUACUGUUAGUACCUUAUCAGAAGUGCUAGUAGUUUGUUUUGAACUCAAAGGACAAUAAAGUUAAAGC
This is a messenger RNA of Pocillopora verrucosa, 1094 nucleotides long. Its product is annotated as cyclin-H-like. Gene Ontology annotation, cellular component: transcription factor TFIIK complex; nucleus. Lineage: Eukaryota; Metazoa; Cnidaria; Anthozoa; Scleractinia; Pocilloporidae. The record is from RefSeq and is a predicted model, not a curated record. Gene Ontology annotation, biological process: regulation of transcription by RNA polymerase II; regulation of cyclin-dependent protein serine/threonine kinase activity; DNA-templated transcription. Gene Ontology annotation, molecular function: cyclin-dependent protein serine/threonine kinase regulator activity.